This is a messenger RNA of Mytilus californianus (California mussel), 696 nucleotides long. RefSeq names its product solute carrier family 23 member 1-like. Gene Ontology annotation, biological process: transmembrane transport. Gene Ontology annotation, cellular component: membrane. The transcript has 7 exons. Gene Ontology annotation, molecular function: transmembrane transporter activity. The record is from RefSeq and is a predicted model, not a curated record. NCBI's taxonomy places the organism in Eukaryota, Metazoa, Mollusca, Bivalvia, Mytilida, Mytilidae. The coding region runs from base 1 to 696 and encodes 231 amino acids.
AUGCCUUUGCAAACGUUGAUGGGUCUGCCAUUCUGUGUUAUGUCAGCAAUAAUGGUUGCCCAAGUUGUAUGUGGGGACGAUGACAACGAGCUCAAAACAAGGAUGCUCUCAACAACCGUUUUUCUGUCUGCCAUAACGACCUUUUUCCAAGCAACUUUUGGCGUCAGACUUCCAGUUUACCAAGGACCUACUGUUGCAUAUAUUCUUCCAUUGUUAGUUUUGUCAGACUUGCCGGAGUGGAAGUGCCCAGCAGUGGAUUAUAAAGUAAUUGUCAAUGCAACUUCAGGGUUAAACUUUACAACGAAUGAACUGGAUGUGGCUGGCUACCGUGAAAAUAUUAUUAUGCCAAGACUUCGAGCCAUGCAAGGUUGUUUAAUCAUUGCUGGAGCAGUUCACAUGCUAAUUGGAUUGACCGGUUUUGUUGGUGUGAUAUUAAAAGUAGUUGGACCACUAACAGUUGUCCCAACGUUACUUUUAUUAGGAAUACAAGUUGAUGGAGUUAUGAACACAUUUUGUGAUCCUAAUUGGGGAAUAUCAGCAGGGACAUGUCUGAUUUCUCUUAUUCUUGCUGUUUACAUGAACGGAUGGAACAUGCCGAUACCUGUGAUAACAAUAGGUAGAGGUUUUCAUUUUAUCAGAUAUCCUCUUCAACAAGUUCUAGCUUUAUUGAACUCUAGAUACAGAAAAUACGAGUAA